This is a messenger RNA of Vicia villosa (hairy vetch), 633 nucleotides long. RefSeq lists its product as uncharacterized. The record is from RefSeq and is a predicted model, not a curated record. NCBI's taxonomy places the organism in Eukaryota, Viridiplantae, Streptophyta, Magnoliopsida, Fabales, Fabaceae. The transcript has 2 exons. Gene Ontology annotation, molecular function: zinc ion binding; nucleic acid binding. The coding region runs from base 1 to 633 and encodes 210 amino acids.
AUGUGUGGAGCCCGAGCAAGAAGCGGGAAAUGCGGGCGUACCUUGGCAGCAGAUAAUGCAACAAAUGCAACAACAGAAUCAGAUGAUGAAGCAGAUGAUGCAAGUCUGAAGAGGGUUCAAGAGGAGAAGAACCAAAAUAGGACUAACUUCAGGGAACAAGGAAGAUCUGCUCAACACCUGAAGCGUCGUAACUUUCCAUCAAAGAAGAAACAGGGUUAUGGUGACCAUUCUAACUAUCCUCCUCAGUGUGAUAAGUGCAAGAGAAGACACCAGGGUGGAUGCAAACCAUUUCCGGUGACUUGUUACGAGUGUGGGGAGCCUGGCCAUGUUAUUAAGAAUUGUCCAAAGAAGAAAGCUCUUGAAAGGACCGCAGGUCGUGUCUAUACCUUGGAUGUGAAGAAGGCGAAAGGAAACAACAAUCUUAUAGCAGGUAUAUGUUGUGUAAACAACCAACCUUUGUGUAUUUUAGUUGAUUGCGGAGCUACGCAUUCUUUUAUCUCUUCCGAGAGUGUCUAUCGACUUGGUCUAGAAGUUACCCCAUUAUCUAGUCCUAUGGUCAUUUCCUCGGCUACGGAUGACACGGUAGAAAAUGUAAUACCCGGUAACGUAUUUCCAUCCACUAAUCGAUAUUAA